GAAUCCCAACAAAUCUUCUAACCACUCUCCGAAGUCACUUAGGCACUAUGAAUCAAUCGAGAAUCAAGGAACAAAAGGUAAAGGAAGAUUGCAGUCGAAAGAAUCAAAGAAAUGGAUGGCCCGACGGAUUAUGAUUUCUGCUCGAUAUGCCAAGCCAAUUUUCAUAUUCCUUGCCAAGCCAAUUGCUCUCAUUGGUUCUGCGGUAAUUGUAUAUUACAAGUUUGGAAUUAUGGAUCUGCUCUUCAUCCUUGUAAAUGUCCCCUAUGUCGACGUGAGAUCACCUUGUUGGUUCCUAGUGAGGUUUCAUCAAGGCAGCGUCACGAUCCUGGAGUUGCUGAGGUUUUACAGAGGACAGAAAGAUAUAACCAUAUUUUUGGUGAACGUUCAAAUGGUCUUAUGCAGAGGAUGCAAGAUCUUCCCUUUCUUUUAAGGAGAUUGUUGCAAGAUUUGAUCAAUCCACAAAGAUCACUUCCGCUUGUUAUGCGGGCACGUGUUUUUCUGGCAAUUAUAUUGAGUGCUACAUAUGUCCUCAGUCCCGUGGACAUUGUCCCUGAAGCGCUGCUAGGUAUCAUUGGUCUUCUUGAUGAUUUCAUUAUUGUGUUGAUAUGCUUCCUCCAUGUUGCUGCCCUUUAUCGAUCUGUUCUUGUUCUCCGUCAUGGAGGGUCUUAAGGUCGACUCGAGUUUUGAUUCUACUACCAAAGAAAAGGAUUUACAUCAUAUCUUGUGGUUGUAAUUAUGUUUUUACUCUUUUCUAUUGUAGCAGUGGAACAAUCAUAUACAUUGAAUUGAAUUGGAUUCUACAUUUCGUCACAUUCUUCAUUGUUCUCCCUUCUUCUUUGGAUGGGAUAUACAGACAUUUCAAUUGAAA
Molecule: messenger RNA, 868 nt
Organism: Olea europaea var. sylvestris
Lineage: Eukaryota; Viridiplantae; Streptophyta; Magnoliopsida; Lamiales; Oleaceae
Product: E3 ubiquitin-protein ligase RNF170-like
Exons: 5
Coding region: 112-669 (185 amino acids)
Molecular function (GO): metal ion binding; ubiquitin protein ligase activity
Source: RefSeq, a predicted model, not a curated record